AUGUCUCUUGUCGUGACCGGCACAGUUGGAGGACCCGUGAUUGCGGGAGCUCUACUUGAAUUGACAGGGUAUUGGCCAGCCUGGUGCCUGCCAUUGGGAUUUCUAGCCUUCGAUAUCAUUGCAUGGUUGAUCUUGAUUGAACCACAGGAUUUCAAUUCUGCUGAUACACCUGCACGGGAUGGGACGCCUGAAUAUGACGAAACAACACCAGACAGCAACAACAGGGAAUGCUCUCCACUGCUUUCACCAAUUACACAACCCAAUUCUAAAGAUGGUGAGGUUGAGCAAACUCCAUCGGCAACAAAGUUUUAUUUCACAAUGCUUGCAGACAUCCGAGUCAUUGUCGGUAUUUCGAACAGCGUUACAACAUCUGUAGUAGUUGCAGCACUGAACACUACUCUACCAGUCCACCUUCGUGAAAUUUUUGGCUGGGGUCCGCUAGACGUUGGAACAAUGUUCCUGCUUUUGCGCGUCCCUAGCAUAAUCCUGGGGCCAAUUUCGGGUUGGCUUAGGGACAUUGUUGGACUUCGUUAUCCUACUACGAUCGCAUGGAUGGUCAUGACUCCUAUGUUGAUUUUCCUGGGUAUUCCUGGGAAUGGAACAUCCUGGGCCUCUGGCGAGGAAAAUGGAAAACAAAUAUUUAUCUUCUGCAUGGUGGGCAUGGGACUUGUCCUGCCCUUUAUCCAAGGCUCAGGGAUGCUCCAUGUGAUGAGCAUAUUGGAAGAGUAUGAGUCUAAGCAGCGCAAGAUAUUUGGCCCACGUGGUGGACGCUCCAGAGUUUUUGCUAUGAACGAGGUCGCGUUUAAUCUCGGACUGAUGCUGGGACCACUAUUUGCGGGACCUUUGUCAGAAAUGAUUGGAUUUGACCGUAUGAGUAUGAUUUUAGGUUGCAUUUGUUUCGUUGUGGGUUUGGCCUCGUAUCGCUUUUUCAGAACAAGAAAUGAAGUAAAGGACGGCGGUGCUUCGGUCUAG
Penicillium angulare is the source of this 972-nucleotide messenger RNA. Its product is annotated as major facilitator superfamily domain-containing protein. Bases 1 to 972 code for a protein of 323 amino acids. The record is from RefSeq and is a predicted model, not a curated record. Gene Ontology annotation, biological process: transmembrane transport. Gene Ontology annotation, molecular function: transmembrane transporter activity. The transcript has 3 exons. Lineage: Eukaryota; Fungi; Ascomycota; Eurotiomycetes; Eurotiales; Aspergillaceae.